CGCCGAGCCGGAACACGCAUGCGCUCUCGGGCGCAGCCGCCCCCGUGGUAGCCACGGACCGGUAGGAGGAAAUGCCCUCGGCGGUUUGCUUCGCUCUGUAGAGGAGCGAUGGGGGGGGCGUUGGGCCCGGCCUGAGGUAGGAGGGAGCCCAGCUGUCGCCGCUAGUGCCUGAGCCGUGAUGCCCGCGUGGGCCCUGUUCUCCGCGGUGCUCUGGUCUCUCGUAGGAGUUGGAACGCAACGUUCUUCCUUAUUCAGUAAGAAAGGCUUUGUGUACGGCACGAUAGAACAGCCAGUGAAAAUAUACGUAAAGUUACAUCAUAAUAGCCCUAUCCUUAUUUGUAUGGAUGUUAAUCGUGCUAAUAAAGAAAUAGUGGACCCCGCCUACCUAUGGAAUGGGCCAAAUGAAAACACAUUACAAGGGAAUCGCCAAAUAAAUAUAACAAACACAGGAAAAUUGGUGGUGAAAGAUUUUAUAGAGUCAUUAUCUGGACUUUACACGUGUACUCUUUCCUAUAAGACUAUCAAAGCAGAAACCCAGGAGGAAACCACAAUAAAGAAGAGAUAUGACUUUAUGAUCUUUGCCUAUCGGGAACCUGAUUAUUCUUAUCACAUGGCUGUGCGUUUUACCACAAAAUCUUGUGUAGGAAGAUACAAUGACCUGCUCUUUAGAGUGCUGAAGAAAAUCCUGGAUAACUUAAUCUCUGAUUUGCUGUGCCAUGUCAUAGAACCAUCAUACAAGUGCCAUUCUGUUAAAAUUCCAGAGGGUGACUUCGUGUAUGAGCUAUUCAUAGCCUUUCAAGUGAAUCCUUUUGCACCAGGCUGGAAAAGUGUGUGCAACAACUCUUCCGACUGUGAAGAUGCCACUAACCGUAACAUCCUCAAGGCAAGAGAUCGGAUAGAAGAGUUUUUCCGGAGCCAGGCAUACAUUUUGCACCAUCAUGUUAAUAAAACUAUACCAGCGAUGCACUUCGUGGACCACAGUUUUCAAGUAGUGCGCAUAGAUAACUGUCGGCCAGGCUUUGGGAAGAACGAAGGUCUGCACACCAACUGUGCUAGCUGUUGCGUGGUCUGUAGUCCUGGUACGUUCAGUCCUGAUGCCGAUGUCACCUGUCAGAUGUGUGUUUCUGUCCAUAGCUACGGAGCUAAGUCUUGCCCAUAAACUUCAAGCCCAGAGACGAAAGUGUGGUUACUUGCCUCUAAAGGUGGAGACAGAUUUGUUCCCAUCUGAGAGCAUCGUAGACGCCUCCAGUACGAUCAGUAAGAGCAAGACUCUGGGAACAUGCGUUUAGAACAGCAGAAGAGAGCUGACAUGGCACCGCUAAGAAGGGUUUAAUUCAGAACCGGCUGUGUGCGAGGGGAAGUUAGUGUUAGUGGAUGCUUGAAAUGAAAUGUGUUCUGUUGUCUAUAAACUCAAACGUGCUUUGUACCUGGGAUUAAGGUCAAAAAGAGAAGUGAAGUAUAAUAAAAAAUUUCUAUUUUCCAUA
Messenger RNA from Myodes glareolus (Bank vole), 1484 nucleotides. It is a transcript of the gene Zpbp2, whose product is annotated as zona pellucida binding protein 2. Gene Ontology annotation, biological process: binding of sperm to zona pellucida; acrosome assembly. Lineage: Eukaryota; Metazoa; Chordata; Mammalia; Rodentia; Cricetidae. The record is from RefSeq and is a predicted model, not a curated record. Gene Ontology annotation, cellular component: extracellular region; acrosomal vesicle; zona pellucida receptor complex.